Pelobates fuscus (common spadefoot toad) is the source of this 1340-nucleotide messenger RNA. RefSeq names its product protein kinase C delta type-like. Gene Ontology annotation, biological process: peptidyl-serine phosphorylation. Gene Ontology annotation, molecular function: protein serine/threonine kinase activity; ATP binding. The transcript is spliced from 8 exons. The coding region runs from base 303 to 1340 and encodes 345 amino acids. The record is from RefSeq and is a predicted model, not a curated record. NCBI's taxonomy places the organism in Eukaryota, Metazoa, Chordata, Amphibia, Anura, Pelobatidae.
GAGAGGCGAAUGCAGGAAGCAAGCUUGUUCAGUGUGUGUGUUUACAAGCAAGACUGACUUAGUCAGCAAAUACUGCUCUAGCGAGCUUGGCCAAUGAGAAGCUUCCCCAGCCUGCUUGGGAGAUUCAGAGUUGGAGCAGUAUGCAUGCAGUAAUGUGAGGCAGGUCUUCCUUGCUGCCGAUAGCUAAAUACAAUGGGGUCUGGCUCCAGAAAAUACUUGGGUUUCCCUUCCAUGCAGAGCCCUGGAGCCAUCAGAGGACGCAUCUACAAUCUAGCAAGCCCUGACAGCAGGAUCCUUAUGGAAUGAGAAGGCUCUGCAUGAUCCUUCAUUUGAAGAUGAAAUGCUUUUCCCGUUACCUGCCUUACAUCUUCAGACCUCCAAACACCAUCCUCUCCUCUAGCUGCCACACAGAAGGUACAGAUCAUCAAAGGGUAAUGAUGGCGUCAUGGAGGAGCAGAAAACCUGUGGCAGUCAAGAUAAUGAGGAAAGAUGCAAUCAGGGCAGACAUCAUACUCCGGGAGCGACGUGUCCUUGAGAUUGCCAGAAACUGCCCCUUCCUGUGCGAGGGUUUAGCCGCCUUUCAGACUAAGAUGCACACCUUCUUUGUCAUGCCCUACAUGUUUGGUGGCAGCCUGGAUUGGUAUCUUACGAUAAAGCGAUCCCUCCCGACCUACGAGGCAAUGUUUUAUGCUGCAGAAAUAACAUGCGGCCUUCAAUUCUUACAUAAGCGAGGAAUCGUUCACCGGGAUAUUAAGCCGGAUAACAUCAUGCUUGAUGAAGAGGGCCAUGCCAGAAUAUGUGAUUUUGGACUGGUGGCAGAAAACAUCACAGGAGGAGUCCUGGCCCAGGGUAGCACUGGGACUACAACCCACAUGGCACCAGAGGUGGCUGCAGAGAGGAGAUAUGGUGCGUCAGCCGACUGGUGGUCACUGGGAGUUACCUUACAUCAAAUGUUGACCGGACAUCUCCCCAUUUACAUAAAAUUACCUGGGCACAGGUGCUCAUGCUCCAAGCAGCUGCGCUUCUCUCCCCACCUGAGUAAAGAAAGCAAAGAUGUCAUGUCUAAACUUCUAGAGGAAAGCCCCAGACUGAGGCUUGGAGUACGAAGCAACAUCAGGCUUCACCCAUUUUUUGGAGCUAUAAAUUGGAGGCAUUUGGAAGCCAAGGCCAUUCCACCCCCAUACAAGCCACAGAGGGGGCCAGCUGAGAACCCCCUUUGGAAUGUCCGGAAGAAGCAUUUCUCUUUUAUGGAGCCCAUGAAGUAUCACACCUUUUCAGGAGAUAGCUGGUUUAUACCGAACUUGUCUUUCACAAGCUCCAAAUUGAGAGACUAUUGCUAG